Messenger RNA from Trichomonas vaginalis G3, 456 nucleotides. Its product is annotated as ribosomal large subunit assembly. Bases 1 to 456 code for a protein of 151 amino acids. Gene Ontology annotation, molecular function: structural constituent of ribosome; RNA binding. The record is from RefSeq and is a predicted model, not a curated record. Gene Ontology annotation, biological process: ribosomal large subunit assembly; cytoplasmic translation. Gene Ontology annotation, cellular component: ribosome; cytosolic large ribosomal subunit. Lineage: Eukaryota; Parabasalia; Trichomonadida; Trichomonadidae. The transcript has a single exon.
AUGUCUGAGCUUCUCUUCAUUGCCCCAGUCGAAAAGAAGAAUGUUAAGAAACCAUCAUGGAGAGGAAUCCCACGUGUUUCCUUCACACGCCCAGCUGUUGCUGCUGAAGUCGAUCCACUUACAAAGCCAGCAUGCAAUGCUAAGCCAGUAGAAACACGCCCAUCCCUCAAGGUUGGUACAGUCGUCAUCAUUGUUGGUGGUGAGAACCAGGGCAAGCGCGCUGUUGUCGUUGCUGACCAGGGUGCUGGAAUCCUUAAGGUUGCUGGUCCAGUUGUCCCAGUUAACGAAAUCUCUCAGGACUACUUAAUCGCUACAUCUACAUCAAUCGAAGUCGCUGCUAACGCUACAGAGGCUCAAGUUGAAGCCGCUGCUGCCAAGGUCCCAGAAAUGGUCGAAUACCUUAAGGCUCCAUUCACAAUCAAGAAGGGCGAUCGUGUCCAUCUUAUGAAAUUCUAA